AUGGCGCCACUCGAUGUUCUAAUGGUUGGCUCAGGAGAGUACACUACUGGCUUCGUCGGUGGUGGUGCUUCUCAGUCAGACAAGAAAGUCGGUGUUGUGGCUCUGACCCUGUUCGACCUCAGGAGGCGCGGCAAGGUCGGUAACUUGUCCAUGGUAGGAGCUUCAGGAGGGAAGUUUCCGGCCAUUCGCGAACAUCUCCAAAAGAACAUCUCCGAUGUCUACAAUGGACUCGAUGUGUCCUUCGAGUCUUACCCAAAAGGCGAUGUCCGUGAUGGUGAAGCAUACAAGACAGCAAUAGACGCUCUUCCAAAGGGCAGCGCCAUCACCGUCUUUACCCCCGACCCCACACAUUUUCCAAUCGCAAUGUACGCAAUUGAGCGUGGCCACCAUGUUCUACUCACGAAGCCGGCAGUGAAAGACUUGGCAGAACAUCAGAAGUUGAUCGAAGCCUCUCGGAAACACAAUGUGUUUGUCUAUGUGGAGCACCACAAACGGUACGACCCGGCGUAUGCGGAUGCACGGUACAAAGCGAAGAGCAUGGGCGACUUCAACUACUUCUACAGCUAUAUGAGUCAGCCCAAGAAUCAAUUGGAGACGUUCAAGGCCUGGGCAGGGAAGGACAGCGACAUCUCGUACUACCUCAAUUCGCAUCACAUUGAUAUCAACGAGAGCAUGGUCCCCGACUAUAAACCAGUCAAGGUGAUUGCGAGUGGCUCCAAAGGCAUUGCCACAGACCUCGGCAUCGAGACGGAAGAUACCAUCACGUUACUGGUCAACUGGGUCAAGAAAUCAGACCCAAGCAAGAUUGCCACAGGUGUAUAUACGGCGAGCUGGACAGCACCGCUGAAAGCUGGUGUGCAUUCAAACCAAUACUUCCACUACAUGGCGAGUAAAGGCGAGAUCCGCACAAACCAGGCAAAACGGGCAUACGAUGUCACAAUGGACGACUCUGGUCUCGCAUGGUACAAUCCGUUCUACAUGAGAUAUGCACCCGAUGAGGAAGGGAAUUUCAACGGCCAAGGAGGAUAUGGCUAUGUGUCAUUCGAAAAGUUCAUAGAUGGCGUUACCGCGUUGAAAGAGGGACGAGCGACACUUGAUGACCUUGAUAAACGCGGUCUACCAACACUCAAAAACACGAUUGCAACAGGAGCUAUUCUUCACGCUGGACGGAUAUCGCUUGACGAGAACAGAACUGUGGAGAUUGUCCAGGAAGGGGAUCAAUGGAGUCUGAAAUGA
Pseudovirgaria hyperparasitica is the source of this 1236-nucleotide messenger RNA. RefSeq names its product NAD(P)-binding protein. The transcript has 4 exons. Gene Ontology annotation, molecular function: nucleotide binding; oxidoreductase activity. Gene Ontology annotation, biological process: NADPH regeneration. The record is from RefSeq and is a predicted model, not a curated record. Lineage: Eukaryota; Fungi; Ascomycota; Dothideomycetes; Acrospermales; Acrospermaceae. Bases 1 to 1236 code for a protein of 411 amino acids. Gene Ontology annotation, cellular component: cytoplasm.